ACCUGGUUCUGUCCCAGACCCGGCGGGAGAGUAAAGACCACGCCACGCUGAACGACAUCUUCCUGAAUAAUGUCAUUGUCAGGCUGCAGCACAUCAGCGAGGACGUCAUUAGACUCUUCAAGAAGAGUAAGGACAUUGGUCUUCAGAUGCACGAGGAGCUGGCCAAGGUGACCAACGAGCUGUACACGGUGAUGAAGACGUAUCACAUGUACCACGCGGAGAGCAUCAAUGCCGAGAGCAAGCUGAAGGACGCCGAGAAGCAGGAGGAGAAGCAGUUCAGCAAAUCUGCAGAGCUCGGGCCCAACGCCCUGCGCCACGAGGACAGACAGCAGAGGCGCAGCUCGGCCAAAAAGAUCGAAAAGAUGAAGGAGAAGAGACAAGCGAAAUACUCGGAGAACAAGCUGAAAUGCACCAAGGCCAGAAACGAAUAUCUGCUGAACCUGGCGGCCACCAAUGGGUGUAUCAGCAAGUACUACAUCCACGACGUGUCCGACCUCAUCGACUGCUGUGACCUGGGCUUUCAUGCCAGUCUUGCCCGCACUUUCCGCACUUACCUCUCCGCUGAGUAUAACCUGGAGACAUCUCGCCAUGAAGGUCUGGAUAUCAUUGAGAACGCGGUGGAUAAUCUGGACGCUCGCAGCGACAAGCAUAAGGUCAUGGAUUUGUGCAAUCAGGUUUUCUGUCCUCCUCUCAAAUUUGACUUCCAGCCUCAUAUGGAUGAUGAGGUGUGCCAGGUGAGCGCUCAGCAGCCGGUACAGAUGGAGCUCCUGGUGCGUUACCAUCAGCUGCAGUCCCGUCUGAUGACACUGAAGAUCGAGAACGAGGAGGUGAGGAAGACCCUGGACGCCACCAUGCAGACCUUACAGGACAUGCUGACAGUGGAGGACUUUGACGUAUCCGAUGCCUUCCAGCAUAGCCGCUCCACCGAGUCCAUCAAAUCCGUCGCCUCCGAGACUUAUAUGAGUAAAUUGAACAUCUCCAAGAGAAGAGCCAACCAGCAGGAGACCGAGAGCUUCUACUUCUCAAAAUUUAAGGAGUUUUUGAAUGGAAGCAAUCUGAUCACCAAGCUGCAGGCUAAGCACGAUCUCCUGAAACAAGCCCUGGGAGAAGGAGAGAGAGCAAACUAUGGAACCACAAGGCCCCCGACUCUCCCCCCCAAACCUCAGAAAAUGAGGAAGCCCCGACCUCGCUCCCUGUAUAGCCACCUGCUCUUUAAUGGGAAUAUGGAGCAGUUCAUCCAGGAUUCGGGUCAGGCCAUCCCGCUGGUGGUUGAGAGCUGCAUCCGAUACAUCAACCUAUAUGGUCUCCAGCAGCAAGGAAUAUUCCGAGUUCCCGGAUCUCAAGUUGAAGUGAAUGAUAUCAAGAAUUCUUUUGAAAGAGGAGAGGACCCCCUGGUGGAGGAUCACAGCGAGCGGGACAUCAACUCCGUGGCGGGGGUCCUGAAGCUGUAUUUCCGGGGUCUGGAGAAUCCGCUUCUCCCCAAGGACGGGUUUCAGGACUUGAUGUCCACAAUCAAGAUAGAGAACGUGUCAGAGCGGGUCCAUCACAUCCGUCAGAUCGUCAUCACACUGCCCCGAGCCGUCCUCGUGGUCAUGAGAUAUCUCUUUGCCUUCCUCAACCAUUUAUCCCAGUACAGCGAUGAGAACAUGAUGGACCCUUACAACCUGGCGAUCUGCUUUGGCCCCACGUUAAUGCCAAUCCCUGAUGGACAAGACCCGGUGUCCUGCCAGGCGCACGUCAAUGAGGUCAUCAAGAUGAUCAUCAUUAACCAUGAACUGAUCUUCCCCUCUCAACGUGAACUGGAGGGGCCAGUGUACGAAAAGUGCAUGACGGGGGGCGAGGAGUACUGUGACAGUCCUCACAGUGAGCCGGGUGCCAUAGAUGAGACUGACCAUGAUAACGGCACAGAACCCCACACCAGUGAUGAAGGUUGAGCAGAUUGAAGCCAUUGCUAAAUUUGACUACAUGGGUCGUACACCUCGAGAGUUGUCCUUCAAGAAAGGGGCAUCCCUGCUGUUGUACCACCGAGCGUCGGAGGACUGGUGGGAGGGUCGUCACAAUGGAGUGGAU
Messenger RNA from Bufo gargarizans (Asiatic toad), 2070 nucleotides. RefSeq names its product SLIT-ROBO Rho GTPase-activating protein 3. The record is from RefSeq and is a predicted model, not a curated record. Gene Ontology annotation, cellular component: cytoplasm. The coding region runs from base 147 to 1934 and encodes 595 amino acids. NCBI's taxonomy places the organism in Eukaryota, Metazoa, Chordata, Amphibia, Anura, Bufonidae. Gene Ontology annotation, biological process: negative regulation of cell migration; signal transduction. The transcript has 17 exons.